AUGGAUUCAAAAUUGUUGAUUAUUGAAUUUCGAGAAGUUUAUCUACCUUGGGCUUCAGAUCCUAUGAAGACAACUAUACGCGUGAAUGUAAAUGGAAAGGCCAGCACUUUGAUGUAUCAAAAUUCUAUAGAAGUUCAAUUAGCUUCUCUUUCAGGAGAUAUUCAAAUACAUAUUGUUAUUCAAAGUGAAAAUUUAGCAUUAGGAAGUUUGAGCUUUAGCUUAGGACAGCUAUUUAAAGACAAUUUUACCAAAGAAGCAGAACAGUUAAUAAAAGUUGAAAUUCCUAUUGAAAUUGUUAGAAUUAAGCUCCCUAAAGAUGUUAAGCAAGGAAUUGCAAGAGUUAGGCUAGGAGCAGUAAUAUAUGAUUCCAAACCAAGAGAAGUGGAAAAUAAAAAAAUUGUUGAGGAAAUUGUUUUACAGUCAAAAGAAGUGGAGAAUGCUGGAGAAAUAGAAGUUAAAAAUCAAGAAAAAGAUGAGGAGGCGAUGUUUAUUAAAAGUGCUUCAAGAGGUUAUAUAGCUAGAAAAUGGUUUAAUGAAGAAAAGAAAAAAACUGAAGAUUCUCAUAUUCUUAUACAAUCUGCAGCUCGUGGAUAUGUAGAAAGAAAAAGUAUAACUGCAGAAGAACCUCAAGGAGAAAGUUCCCCAAAAAGCCCAGUUUUAUUGCAGUCUGUGUUUCGGUCAUACUUAUCACGCAAAAAAACCCAGCCAAAAACUGAAGAAAAUCCUGCUGAAGAGGUCCAAGUAACAGCUGAUCAAAAACAAACAGAAAAAACAGAAGAAGGAGAAAGCUCGCUAAAAAGCUCAGAUUUGUUGCAAUCUGUUUCUGAGCCAUAUUUAUCACAUAAUGAGAAUAAGCCAACUGAAGAAAAUAAAGAAGUAGCAGAAUCUGAAGGAAUUGCAGAUCAAAAUCUAGAAGAAAAUGAAGAAAAAAGCCCCAUUUUAAUACAAUCAGUUUGCCGUGGAUAUUUACAAAGGAAAAAAGUUCCUGAAAGAGCUGCACCAGUUGUUGAAGAUUUAUGCAUUAAAUCUGCAGCAAGAGGAUAUUUAAUAAGGAAAAAUCUGAACCAGUCAAAAAAAAAACCGAGACCACCUUUAUUGAAUGUUGAUGGAAAAAUAAGUGGAAGUGAAAACUCAUAUUUAGGACAAAUAAAACAAUCAGAAUAUUAUUAUAAAUUUGCUUCAAAUAUUUUAGACAAACUAAGGGCUGAGCUUGGGCCUUCAUUUGCAAGAAUUCUUGAAGAAGCUACAUCAUUAGGCUCAAAAAGUCCUACAAAAUCCCCCGUUCGAGGUAGCUCUCGAUCCGGUACUCGUUCACCUUCAAAAUCUCCUUACAAGCAAACAACAAAAUCAUCAUUUUCAUCAUUCGCUGAUGAAGAAGAAACUUAUAUAGAAAUCCCUAGCAAGCGUGAUAUAGCUGUUGCCCGAUGAUGGCGCUCAAUGCGCCAUCAUCGGGCAACAUUAGACAAGGGUCCACAGUGGAAAUGGAUUACACGUGUGGAGCCCUUUUUAACACACGUGGAGAAUCCUCAUUUCCACGAGCCAAAAAGGACUCCACACGUGGAACCCAUUUCACGUGUGGACCCUUGUUUGGCGUUGCCCGAUGAUGGCGCAUUGAGCGCGAUCAUCGGGCAACUGCUAUAUUUUCCUUGAAAAAAUAUCUGGGAAAAAUCCACAGUCACUGGUUUUAGCUAUUAUUGGACUCAUUGCAAAAAGAAAUUUAUUUGAUAUUCAAGCUUUUGAGACAACAGCAAUGAAAGAGCUUCUAGAGGCAAAAGAUAAAGCUAUUGAAUUACUAGAUAAUUCAAUGAAAGAAACUCAUGAACAAAUCGCUGCAGAAGUAGAAGACUUAAAUGAAAUCGAAAAAGCAUUAAAAGAGGAUAUUGAUAAAAUGCAAAAAGCAAUUAUUGUUCAUAAAAAUAAGUCGGAAGAACUGAAUAAUAGAAAAAAAUUAUUGAAGAUUGAGAUUGAAAAAUUGAAAGAAAGUAAAAUCGAAAACAUUUCAGGAAUUGAAAAGGAAAAUAUAGAAAAUUUAAAAAUUGAGCUAAAUUAUUAUGAAAAACAAAGGGUUGAUAUUGAGAAUAAAUUAAACCAAAAUGUGAGAGAGUUUAGCCAUAAUCUUGAAGAAUUAAUGAAUGAAAGCAACAAGCUGAUAGUAGAAAAAGAAGAAAUAGGAGAAAAUUUAGAAAAAUCCAAAAAGGAAUUAAAUGCAGCUAAAAGAGAUCAAGAAAGACUCCUAAAUGAAAUUAAAAGACUAGAAGGCUUUAUUGGGAUAGAAAAUGAGCAAAAUUCUGUGAAAAUUUUAUAUGACAAACUAUCAUCAUCUCAUGUGCAAGCAUUAGAAAAAUUAAAUUCUUCAAUAAACUCAUUAAAACUACAAAAAGAAGAAAUAAACAGCAACUGCUUGAUGCUUCACCAGAAAAUCGAGUCUGAUAUUAAAAAAUAUUCAAAUUCCCAACUCUCUUACAACAAAAAAAUAGAGGAUUAUAACGCUAUAAUCUCUACUUUAAACCAAAACUUGCAUAAACUUAAAAUUUAUAUUGACCAGCUUGAAGAAAUCUACAAUAAAAAGGCUAGCAUUGACCAUCACUUUGAUACUCUAUUAAAAAAUUAUGAACAAAAUUUAGAAGUCAAGGAUGCUCUCACAGAAGAGCUUUCCCAUUUUUCUGAUUUUAUGUUUGCGCUUUCACAGUCAUUUUUAAAGGAGCAUAGGAUUUAUAAAAGUUUACAAUUAAUCCUUGAAGAAAAAAAUUAUGAGUUAAAAUCUAUGAGACUUGUUGUAGCUGAAGUUAAGCAAAGUAAUCCAGUUUAUUUUCCUGUUAAAGGUGAUGAAAUUGAUGAAGCACUUGCAGAAUAUCUCAAUUCAAGAGACCAAAUAAUACAAUUGCCAUUUAUAAGAGAAACAUCUGGGAAUUAUUACUAUGGAACGAGAAGAGCUCUUAUUAAAUUUGAAAGAGGUAAAUUAAGUGUAAAAGUUGGGGGAGGAUUUUUACCAAUUGACGAGUUUAUUGAAGCUUAUACAGAAGUAGAAUUAGAAAAAUUCCAUAUGAGGAAUUUAGGGACAAGUCCCAGAAUGAAGAAGUUUUUUUUUACUCCCCCCCCCCCUCCGUGAGCGAACAAAAAAAUUUUGUUCACUCACGGAGGGGGGUUAAUUUUUUUUUUUAAAAAAAAUUUUAUAUAUAAAUUUUAUAAAAAAUAUUUUUUUCGAAAUUUAAAAAAAUCCUAAUUUGCAAAAAUUGGGAAGCAAAUAUUAAUUUAAUUUGCAAAAUUUAUGUUUUUAAAACGCAAUUUGUUUAAAAUUAAACAGAAUUAGCUCUAGAUUUCAUUAUACUAAUUAUCACUUAUAUAUCAAAUUUUUUUUUCCAUUAAAAUUUUUUCUAUUAAAAAAAUUUUUGUUCACUCACGGAGGGUGGGUUUUUGGUCAAAAAAUGGCGAUUUUUCUAAUGGUUUUGUUCGCUCACGGAGGGGGGGGGGGAGUUAGGAAAAUGGGCUGGAGGUAUAUUAAAAGAUGAGCAAGGCUCCCCAGAAGAAUUAAGGGAAAACUUAGUUCGAGCUGCAGAAAAACAAGCAUUUAUUUCAAUUUAUGGCGUGAAAAGCGAAAGAAUCAGCAACUCUCCAUCACCCAAAAAGUCAACUGAAGAAUUUUCUAUUUAA
This is a messenger RNA of Blepharisma stoltei, 3651 nucleotides long. NCBI's taxonomy places the organism in Eukaryota, Ciliophora, Heterotrichea, Heterotrichida, Blepharismidae. The record is from the annotation of a GenBank genome assembly.